AUGAGCGAUGAUGCCUCGCCGAGCUCCACGGCGCCGAACGAAGCUUCCACGGCGGAACCAGUCAAUGUUUCAUCCGGCAGCCGUGUCACAUGGAGUCUACCACGCGAGCAUUCGAGAUCAGCUCGGUCGCGCGCCCAGUUGCACCCUCAGCGUCGCAAGAAGAAGAAAAGCAGGAAGAAGCGCAACCCUGGGAGUCUUGAUACCCUGGUUUUCGCGGAGCUGAGCGGACUGUACUAUAUGGAGUAUGACUACCUGCCCGUCAUUCCUGAACAACGCUUACCAGUGAUGCCCCCCUCUAGGUGCUCAAUGUUUCGAUUCAUCCUAAGAUCUGUUGGCCAGUACCUAUAUCUCACGCCGAAGGAUGAAUCAUUUCCUUUCUUAAUGCCUGCGAGUCCUAUACACGUGUGCCUCGUUCUCAUUCCCAACAUCAUUUGCAUACUUCUGCAUAUUUUUGUUUCUCUGCCUGUUGGUCCUGGCUACCACCGAGGCUAUAUGCACGGUGGCCUGGUCAUCGACUUCAUAGGACAAAAGCCCCCUAGUUCUCGCAUUUACUAUGUUCUAGUAGAUGUCAUGAUCCUCGCCGUUCAAUGCCUAAUGCUGACGGUCCAUACUGAGCGUGAGAGACUACGGGUGACUCUUAAGACCUUCCGACCUAUGGUACCUGACGUGGCUCAGGAGAUGGCUCCUACCAUAGAAGAUCUGGAUGCGGAAGAGCGUGGAGUAUCAAGGGACAUGCCUGGCUCAUUACCAGCUGAUGAGGAGGACGGCAUCGAGUUGCAACCCUUGCGACGCACCAGUACAACUGAAGAUGCCAACUCGACGUCAGGAGAAUCAGAGCCAUCGGCUAGAGAAUCACCAAUCGAUGAACCAACACGGUCACAUCUGUCUGAUGUCCUGAGUUCUGGAAAUGCGAUCAUCGGCGAAUAUCAUGUUCUUCACUCACUUCACAAUGCUGCGUUGAAUAUCGAGAGAACAGCCGCAUAUUCUCUCCGUACUAUUAGUUAUGGAGCAACUAUGGCCUCCAUUGAAGCGAGGAGACGAGGCCUCAAUGUGCCAGCUCAAACAGUUCAGAACCAUAGACAAUGA
Messenger RNA from Fusarium musae, 1086 nucleotides. RefSeq lists its product as uncharacterized. The transcript is spliced from 2 exons. Gene Ontology annotation, biological process: protein processing; SREBP signaling pathway. Gene Ontology annotation, cellular component: Dsc E3 ubiquitin ligase complex. The record is from RefSeq and is a predicted model, not a curated record. The coding region runs from base 1 to 1086 and encodes 361 amino acids. NCBI's taxonomy places the organism in Eukaryota, Fungi, Ascomycota, Sordariomycetes, Hypocreales, Nectriaceae.